This is a messenger RNA of Phyllotreta striolata, 9578 nucleotides long. Lineage: Eukaryota; Metazoa; Arthropoda; Insecta; Coleoptera; Chrysomelidae. The record is from the annotation of a GenBank genome assembly.
AAUUGCAUCCAGUCGAGAUAUCGCAUUAGCGAAAAAUGGCCGGAUUCAUCGCGUUCAUCGUUAUAAUUAAUUGCGUUUUCGGCGCCGCUUUCGAUUCGAACGUUUCGAAGAAAAGCGGUUUCGUUUUGUCGAUGCCCCGCGUAUUGGUAGCCGGAAGAAACCACUCUGUAUGUUUAUCACUGCACAAUAUUCAUAUCCCCGCGGAAAGUACCAUUUUACUGAAGAGAAAAGACCAACGGACGCUAAUCACCAAAUUUAUAGAUACCGAGCACGGUUGUUUCGAAAUAUUCGUGGGGAAAAUCGGGCAGCAGGAGGCCCGUUUAAUUAACGUAAAGGUGCAAGUUCAAUCUAAAGGUUCUUUGUAUUCGGCGCGCAAUCUGGAUCCUGUUCUGGUUUAUCCCAGCAAAUGGACAAAAACAUUCGUCGACACUGACAGGGCCGUUUACAAACCAGGAGAUAAAGUUAGAUUUAGGGUAUUGGUAGUCGAUGAGAAAUUCAUGCCUGUUAAUAUCAAGAUACCGAAAAUUUCCAUUAAAAAUCCCCUAGAUGUGGACGUUGUGGUGUGGGAAGAUGUGAUAUUGGAAAAUGGCCUGGCCAGUUUGGAGUACGAAAUGGUCAAUCAAUCUCUAUUGGGCAAAUGGAAGAUCGAGACACAGGGUGAAACGAGAUCCUUCGAACUAUCCAAAUACACUUUACCGAGAUUCAAAGUACAUUUGGAAGCCCCCAGACGGGUUUACUUUAAAUCAAAGCAUUUCGAAAUCGACGUGUGCGCUCGAUAUUCGCACGGGCGACCCGUCAAAGGAUCGGCUUUCGUGAAAAUAUCGAAUCUACGCGGAAAAACGCGGCCCUUCGACGAGCUGAAAGAAAUGGAAAACGGUUGCGGAAAAUUCACCGUACCAUCCGAACAUUUCCUUCUAACGAGCGAGGAAAGCGAAAUGCAGUUGAGAGUCACUGCGACUGUAACCGAAAAAGGUACAGACAUCAUCGAGGUGGUCUUCGGGAAAAUCGUGGUGGAUUUUCGACCGUAUAUCGUGAGAUUUUCCAACGAAGCACUCUUCCAACCAGGUCUUCCUUAUCGCGGGAAAUUAACGUUCGACAACGUCUACGCGGAUUUAUCCGGCGAAAUCGUCCGAAUUUGCUACAGCAUUGCAAUUAGGAAAAGUUGGAAUUACGUCGACGACGAGCAAUGCUCCGAUUUUCCUCUAUCGCAGCUCGACGAAUUGGAUUUUAGCGUGUUGCCGAUGACGCGGAACGUUAUUCACGUCAAUUUUUACGCCAAGUCGCUGAAUCGCUCGCUGGUCGAGGACACUUUCCUCGCCGUGAGAUUGUUCUCGCCCAGCAACAGCUACAUUCAAAUCCAAAGCGAAGAGAAGAAACCCGAAGAAUGCCGGCUGCAGAUGCAGUACAAAAUCACUUUCACCACCGAUCAUUUCGCCGAUAACGAAACCGUGACAUUCUACUACAUCAUAAAAAGCUCGACUAACGCGUCGAAGAUGAGGAAAAUCGAGCAUAGAGUGAAGAAAAUCGCGCCGGAUUACCGGAGGAUUCUGGGCAAUAUCGUCGGAGGGAAACACAAGCACACGAAGAGCGGCGUGCACGCCGACAGUUUCCUUUUGCGAUUCAAACUAGAGAGAAGGAUAACGUUCGAAUAUAAAUUUUUGAUAUAUUACAUCGACAAACACGGCGAAACCGUCGCUGCUAGUAAAGUGAUCAAAGUACAACCCUGCUUGAUGAAGGUAGGGGCGAAUUGGAGUCAAAGGCAAUUAGUGCCCGGUUCUACGGCGUAUUUGAAUAUCGCCACCACUUCGCAGUCGCUUUGUUCGGUUUCGGCCGUGGAUAAAUCCUCCGCGUUUCUGGCUUCGAACCGGCGAAUUGUGACCGAUCUGGAGGCGCUGAUGAAAUCCUUUUCGCCCGAAGAAAGGGAUCGAGUAAACUCCACCAGGAAGAUGUGCUUGGAAAGGGAUCGGAGGCACGGGAAUUCUUUCAGGGAGUGGAGUUCCAAAAGGCACGUGUACGGUUUCGCUGAGGAUUACGACGCACUCGACGUGUUUAACACUUUCAGGAGCGUCAUCGUCACCAAUUUGCGCGUCGUCUCCAAAUCCUGCUAUCAAGGACCGAUAUUGAGCAACACCGACAGAGUUCAGUUGUUGACGCAGCAAUACGACACCAACGAGGAACAAGUCACCUCCAUCAGGUCCCAAUUCGAGGAGACUUGGCUGUGGGAACUCAUCCCAGUCAGAGGAUCUAUACAAUUGAAAAGGCAUCUACCUCACGGGAUAACCUCGUAUAAGACAAAUGUCCUGUGCGUGUCUGAUACAGAGGGAGUGGGAAUCGCCGACGAGACGGACAUCACCAGUUUCCAAAACGUUUUCGUAGAAGUACUAGCCCCUUUCUCUGUUAGAAGAGGAGAAAUCUUCCAUCUGUAUGUACACGUUUCGAAUUACCAGCAUCCCAUACCGAUCCGGUUGAACGUGGGAUUUUCGGCCGGUCUGGAAUCGGUAGACGUGGAAUCGGAAAGGAGCGUUUCGUAUUGCGUGGGAUCCAACGAUACAAUAACCCACAAGUUUAAAUUGAAAGCCUUGGGUUUGGGGUUGGUGAAUGUCAGCGUUUUGGUCGAAACCGAUAACCAAUAUCCCAUGUUUUGCGGCCCGGCGACCAUUUUGUUCAAGAGAGAUUCCGAAGUCAAGUCUAUACUGGUGGAGCCCGAAGGAUUCGAUUUGAGCAAAACCAGAGCAGCGUUGUUGUGCGCAUCAAAUUCCUUAAUCGAUGAUAAAGUGUUUUGGAACGUUUCGAUACCCGACGAAAUCGUACCGGGUACUUACAAAGCCGAAGUGAAUUUGAACGGGGAUAUCCUAGGCAAAACCGUCGAGAAUUUAGAUGAAUUACUGGACGUACCGACGGGUUGCGGCGAGCAAAUAAUGUCCACAAUGGCGCCAAAUUUAUUCAUCAUGCGCUAUUUGAACUCCACCGAUACCUUAACGAAACCCGUUAAACAAAAAAUACUGCGCAAUCUCAAACUAGGCUACCAAAGGAUCCUCAAUUACCUGCACAAGGACGGUUCCUUCUCUGCCUUCGGUUACCACGACCCCAUGGGCUCCACCUUCCUCACCACUUUCGUCGUCAAAAUCCUAACAGAAGCCAAACAAUUCAUCUACAUCGACCACCAUCUCAUCCAAAAAGCCCUAACAUGGAUCUACGAAAGGCAAUUAGAGAACGGCUGUUUCCACUCGAUGCUGCACGUUUUCCAGGACAUGGGAGGCGCCAGUAGUGAAAACAGCACAGCAGGUUUAACCUCCUAUGUUAUCCUGAGUCUCCUCCAAGCCGGUAUAGAAGUACCCCAACGGGUUAAAACCAACGCGAUUUACUGCAUCAGAAGCCAAGUGGAUCCCGAUAAAUACAGUUUAGCUAUAAAUUCCUACGCUUUGCUGUUGAUGGGAGCUGAAGAGGACGGUAAUAAAUCCUUGCAGAGGCUCCUCGCUUCGGCCGAAAGGCAUAGGAACAUGAUGUGGUGGACGAGCAAAGGCGAGGCGUCAGACGUGGAAGUAACCAGUUAUGGGUUAAUGGCGCUCCUGCAAAGGAACUCUUCGAAACAUUGGGCUGAUGCAUUGGGAGUUGUGCGAUGGUUAUCGACUAAAUACGGUGCUAAAGGGAGCUUUGUUAGUUCGCAGGAUACUGCGGUGGCUUUGGAGGCGCUUUCGAAGUAUUCGGGGGUGUUGAAAUCGAACGAAUUGAAUAUGUUAAUCCGCGUCGAAACUCCGCAUAACGAAUACAAUUUAACACUAACCGAUGAAGACGGGUUGAAAUCGCGCAGGAUUGCGUUGAGGGCGUCGAAUGGGAGCGUCGCGAUCGGCGUCGUCGGCGUCGGAUGCGUCCUCGUCCAGAUAACGCAAAGGUACAAUUUGAUGGGGAUAGCGAAGAGCGAGGCGUUCGAAUUCGCCAUGGAAGUGGCGCCUCUAUCGACGAUUAAUCGAUGUUCGAUUAGCAGUUUGUCGUCUUGUUUGGCUUACAAAGCGCCAGAUGGACCUUCCAAUAUGGCGGUUAUGGAGGUUUUUUUGCCCACCGGGUACCAAGCUGACAGGUCUUCUUUGUACAAAUUGGUGCAAAUCAGAAACACAUCAAAGGUUGAAAUGUUCGAGGAAGGCAACGACAAGGUGAAUUUCUAUUUGACGAAAUUGGACGAGCGAUUGGUGUGUUUUUCGUUCAACAUUUUCGAAAGGUAUUUGGUGGAAGGGAGGAAGGAGGCUCUGAUUAAAUUGUACAAUUAUUACAAUCCCGAGUACGAGAUUCGGCAAUAUUACAACGUCAGCAGCGACUGUAGCGCGAACAAAAGUCGAUCCGAAGUGCCCGAAAUAAUCGGUAAAGAAACGAAUUCUAAUAGGAGCGAGUUGGUACAAGAUUUAGAUGUGACGGCGAUCGAUGUGCAAUUAUAAGCGUAUUAAUAAAUUUAAUAAAAGUUUAUUUCAUUUUUGUAAUAUAUUUAAAAUCCGGAAUUUCCACAAGUAGCGACAUCUAGAUGUUUACCCGUCAAUUGCUAAUGUCACUUUUGAAGAAAACUACUCCAUUAGUAGUACAAAUUAUAUCGCAAACCGAUAGAUGGCGGCACUUGCAAAAAAAUUAUGGGUUUACAGGGGUCCCAUAAAACUGCUUUUAACGAUGUACAAACUUUAUUGUUGUAUCCACAAGAAAAACACGUAAUUAUUAUUGGAAUAAACAAGAAAAAUCAUGAGUUGAGCAUUGAGCGGUUCUUUUUUGGCUCUGGUUGACAGAUGACAGUUGACUUCGGAUCUUCUUUUUUCUAACAUUCAGUACGAACUGUCAACAGCUGUUUUCGGCGACUCACACGCCCUCUCGGGGCUAGCGGCAGAGUCGUUACCGGAUCAGGUGGAGCAGGAACCGCCACAUCCACUCCCCCUCCAGUGACUUGCGAGGGAGCUUGCGAAGAAGACGGCGAAGGAGGCUGCGAAGAAGACGGCGAAGGAGGUUGCGAAGGAGUAAGGAACGAAACCUUCUUGGCACGGGCGUAUGUUCUCGUUGGCCUGUCGAUAUCCGUGGUGGGGUUGAUCUGCGGAGUGAUUUGCUCGUCUGAUCGGUUGGAGUUGUCAUCAGUCUUGGUAAUGUAGGCGGGCUUCAGUAGACUGGUAGAAAUUGCUUUAUCCUCCCCCUUAAUGCGGAUGAUAAAUACUUUGUCGUUUAGACGCUUGAUGAUCUCAUGCGGGCCUGAAUAGGGGUGUUCAAGAGGCUUUCUAACAGCCUCGAUUUUUCUGAAGACGUGGCUGCAGGUAUUCAGGUCCUUUAGAAUGAACAGUCUGGACUUCGUGUGGUGGGCUGUCGGGGUGGGUCUUAAGGUUCGAAUGUGUUCUCGAAAUUUUUCUAAAAAGAACUGUGGGUCCGCUUCGGUUUCCUCCGAAAUAAAAAAUUCGCCCGGUAUACGUAAUGGGGCACCGAAUAGCAUCUCCGCUGGAGAAGCCUUGAGGUCUUCUUUAUAAGCUGUACGCAGUCCCAGGAGAGCGGUUGGCAGAAGGUCUGGCCACGGCGUUUGAGAAUUACACAUUAGAGCAGCUUUUAGCGCACGGUGCCAGCGUUCAAUUAAGCCAUUUGCUUGCGGAUGAUAAGGCGACGUAUGAAUUCUGUUUGCUCCAAUUAACUUGGCAAGGGCCCUGAAAAGUGCGGAUUCAAAUUGGGUCCCUUGAUCUGUGGUGAUUGUGAGCGGAGUUCCAUAUUGACAAACCCAUUGGUUGUAAAAGGCUGAAGCUACAGUGUCGGCGGAUAUGUUAGCGAGAGGAACAGCAGCAGGCCAUCUACUGAAACGAUCUAUCAUGGUUAAACAGUAACGUAGGCCUCCGACGGUCGGUAGUUCGAUCAAGUCAAGAUGAACAUGAUCGAAGCGAUUAUCUGGUACGUCGAUGUGCAUUGGGAUAGUGCGGUUAUGGCGAUGUACUUUCGAACGUUGGCAGGCUAUGCAUUGCCUAGCCCAGAGAAGAGUGUCCUUUUUAAUUCCUGGCCAGACGUACCUCUCUCUGAUUUGUUUGACCGUAGAUCUGCCACUUGGGUGAGAUGAAUCGUGAACGGUUUUAAAGGCUUCCUGCCUGAGGUUGGACGGAAUAAAUGGACGAAUGCGGCCACUGGAAACGUCGCACAGUAUAGUGUGACCAUCAAUUGUCAGUUUCUGUAAGGUAAGCGACGUGUUUUCCAGCAGAUCGGCUAACUGGUCAUCGUUCCGUUGAGCGUUGGCUAUUGUUUCGGCAUCUAGCUUUGUGGGCAUAUUUAUUACAUUAAUUCGAGAAAGCGCGUCGGCUACUACAUUUUCUUCUCCCUUAGUGUAAAUAAUUUCAGUCGUGAAUUGCGAAAUGUAGUCUAAUUGUCUGAGCUGUCGCGGGGAGGCUUUAUCAGCGCGUUGUAAAAAUGCGUAGGUCAGCGGUUUGUGGUCCGUUUGAAUGACAAAAGACCUACCUUCAAGUAUAUAGCGGAAGAAUUUGAUGGAGGCAAAUAUUGCCAGCAACUCCCUGUCAUAGGUGCUAUAGCGAGUUUCUGUCUGGCUAAGUUUUCUCGAAAAGAAGGCUAUUGGUAACCACUCUCCGUCCUGAAGUUGUUCAACGGCUGCACCAAUUGCCGUGUCAGACGCAUCCGUCUUAAGCAUCAAAGGCGAGUUUGGUGCCAAAAAUGGAAUUCUUACGGCCUCUAUGAUGCCACGCUUGCAAGCCUCUAGAGCUUCCUCGGCCUCUCCUGUCCAAGGGAUCGGGCGUUUGUCUUUCUUUUUGGCGUCACUCAAAAAAUUGGUUAGCGGGGCCUGGAGUUUCGCAGCCCCCUUGAUAGACUUGCGAUAAUAGUUCAUCAGUCCAAGGAAACGGCGUAGGUCAUUGACGGUCGCAGGUUUUGGGAAAUCAACAAUGGCCCGGAUUCUCUCCUCCGGUGGGCGGAAACCGUCUUUGCUCACCGUAUGACCCAGGUAUGCCACCUCUGUCCUGCCAAAUUGGCAUUUUGACGGGUUGAUGGUCAGUCUGUUUGCUCGUAGAAUAGAAAAAACGAUAGAAAGGUGUUUGAGAUGAUCCUCAUGCGAAACGGAAUGCACUAUCAAGUCAUCAAUAUAGCAACCCACGAAAUCCAAACCCCUAAAAAGGUUAUCCAUAUGCCUCUGAAAGGUUUGUGUGGCGUUACGGAGACCCAUCGGCAUCCCCAGGAAUUCAAAAAGUCCAAAUGGGGUUGUUACGGCGGUUUUCGGUACGUCGUCUGGGUUCACAGGUAUUUGAUAGUAAGCCCGCACCAAAUCAAUAGUGGAGAAGAUCUUGGAGCCAUGGAGUCGCUGAAGAAUAUCCUCGCAGUGUGGAACUGGGUAGCGGUCUGGAACAGUAAGUGAGUUUAAGCUUCUAUAAUCCCCGGUGGUACGCCAGCCGCCAAGUUUCUUUGGUACCAUAUGAAUCGGGCUGGCCCACUGGCUACUGGAGGGACGGAUAAUUCCAUGGAGUAGUAACAUGUCGAGGUCUUCUCUCGCUAUUUUUAGUUUGUCGCCAGUUAGCCUGCGGAAUCUUUCAAAAACUGGUGGUCCUUUUGUGAUGAUAUGAUGAGCCACAGAGCUAUCUGCGCAGGUGGUGGGUGCAGCGUUAGGUCUAGUUAUAUCGAUGUAGUCGUUCAGUAAAUCUGUGUAAGGUUUGUAUUCCACAGAAGAGGAAUUAAUUUGGUCGAUUGUCGAAACACUAUGUACUGCUGCCUGGAAAAUUUGGCCCUUUGUGGUGAAAGAGGUGAUCGGGUCUAUGAGUCGACCACCCUUCAAGUCCAAGAGUAAGGCAUGAUAAGUGAGGAAAUCCGCACCAAUGAUGGCAGAUUGCACGUCAGCGAUAAUGAAGGACCAUUUGAAUGCCCGUCGUAAACCGAAGUCAAGAGUUAAUGUUUUUUGACCGUAAGUAUGAAUCGUUGUACCAUUUGCAGCGUACAGAAGAACGUCAUCCUGCUUUAGCCUUGUAUUAAAAGAUGAUUUUGGAACCAAUGAUAUCACCGACCCAGAAUCAAUAAGAAAUCUCAUAUUCGUUUUUUUAUCGUGGAGGUGAAGACGGUGUUCCUGUUUCAGGAUGUUGUUAUUGCUGUCGCCAACCGCCUGAAUUGACGACAGCUUUUUUAGUUUUCCGGCUGAGGUUGCGGUACGAAGGAGCACGGUUGUGUACACAUGUUGGCUCUCUCCUUGAAUCUGCGGUGAUAAUAGCAUAUACGACUGGGAGCUGGUGAUGCAGGUCUGGAGCUUGCACGGCUGUAACUGCGGCCUCUUUGAUUCCGAAAGUCAGCACGUUCUUUGGUUAGCGAAAUGAGCUCCGAUAAUGAGAGUUUAAUCGCCGCCAUGUCCUGAGCUAGAUUGUUCAAAAUUGAAGUUGUAAAUCCAUUGCUGGGUGAAUAUGAUCGAUUAUCGGCCCUGCUGGUAGACAUUACAUAAGAACCUGAUUGAGUUUCCAAUAGCUCAUCUGCGAAUCUGGCUUGCUCGUCCAGCGUUGUCGAACGAAGGAUUUUUAAAAGUUUUUGAGUGCUUGGGGGAAGCAAUGCCAACCAACGCACGCGUAGUACGUCUUCAGUUGCUCGGUCACCCGCCAAGGCUGUCAUUUGUCGAAGAAGCUGGCUCGGUUUCUUAUCUCCGAGUUGCAAUUCUGUUAAAGCUUUAUGCAGCUGUCGAUCAGCUGAAUCGGUGAAUCUGUUGAUGAUUUCAGAUUUUAAAUGAUCGUAUUUGUUCGUCCUGGGAGGAUUCCUUAAAACAUCCGAUACCUCUAUCAUCGUCUCAGCAUCUAACGCCGUGAUAAGCUGAUUAUAUUUAGCACCGUCCGAAAUGAUUUUGUUGCAUUGAAAUUGUGCUUCAAUUUGUAUAAACCACAUGUUAGGAUGAUUCUUCCAAAAAGGAGGCAGUCUGCAGGUAGCUACAGCGUCGACAUUCAUAGAAGGUACGUACGAACUCAAAAGUAGUGGUUCGCCUAUUAAGCUUUGAUUGUGACCUUGUGCUUGCUCUCCCGGGUUUGUGUUUGAGGCAGGAAGAAACGGGCAGUCAUCCUCCGGAACAGGAUCUGCUUGUUGUUCGCGAGACAUAAUUAUUGUUUCACUCGAAUCUGUAAAUUUGCGUAUAAGUUUAGUUGUUCGAGACAAAAAUAAAAAAAGGUAUAUAAGUUCUUGUUUGCAGUACGAAGCGGCUGGAGUGGGCCAAUUGACCGGCACACGAUGCACACUAUUGCACGAAAUUGUUAUAGUUUUGUAUUGUUUGUAGCACGUGGCACGUCACAGGUCAACACGUAUUUUAGAGUUUCUAAGUUCUUUCGGGGUCACCAAUUAUGGGUUUACAGGGGUCCCAUAAAACUGCUUUUAACGAUGUACAAACUUUAUUGUUGUAUCCACAAGAAAAACACGUAAUUAUUAUUGGAAUAAACAAGAAAAAUCAUGAGUUGAGCAUUGAGCGGUUCUUUUUUGGCUCUGGUUGACAGAUGACAGUUGACUUCGGAUCUUCUUUUUUCUAACAUUCAGUACGAACUGUCAACAGCUGUUUUCGGCGACUCACACGCCCUCUCGGGGCUAGCGGCAGAGUCGUUACCGGAUCAGGUGGAGCAGGAACCGCC